Molecule: messenger RNA, 2995 nt
Organism: Callorhinchus milii (elephant shark)
Lineage: Eukaryota; Metazoa; Chordata; Chondrichthyes; Chimaeriformes; Callorhinchidae
Gene: znf385b
Product: zinc finger protein 385B
Exons: 9
Coding region: 103-1611 (502 amino acids)
Cellular component (GO): nucleus
Molecular function (GO): zinc ion binding; nucleic acid binding
Source: RefSeq, a predicted model, not a curated record
GGGGAGAGAGAGAGAGGGAGGGGGGAGAGAGAGAGGCAGAGGCUGCUGAGGUUCUGUCCUGGAAGAGGAUCAUUUUAAGUCUCAGAUGGGAUCACACAAGGUAUGAAGCGCCCACGAAGCCCGGAUCAUGCUGUUGAAGAUGGCACGAUGAGUUCCGAAGACCUUUUUGGCUACAGCGGUGGGAAAGGAGCCAACACUGAAGGCUUGGACUAUCAAGGUCUACACCAGGAGAAAAGGAGAAUAGGACUCGCACUGUGUGAAGUGUGUAACAUCCAAUUAAACUCUCCAGCACAGGCUGAGGUUCACUAUAAUGGGAAAUCUCACUUGAAGCGGAUGAAACAGUUCAAUAAUGGUCACAUUCCAGUUACUUCGGCACCUGACAUCUUUGCCACGAGCACCAGUACAGGAAGUACAUGUCACACAAGUACACUUCCUGCACUUGUGCGGACUCCUACCCUGAUGAUGCAGCCAUCGCUUAAUAUCAAACCAUUUAUGCCCUUUCCAAUGGACACUGGCCCGGCUGUUGGACUCUUCCCAAAUUUUAACACAAUGGAUCCCGUGCAGAAAGCAGUCAUCAACCACACGUUUGGGGUUUCAGUUCCUCCCAAAAAGAGGCAAAUUAUUUCAUGCAAUAUCUGCCAGCUGCGAUUCAACUCUGAGAGCCAAGCCGAGGCACACUACAAAGGCAGUAAACAUGCCAAGAAGCUCAAAGCACUGGAGGCCACGAAAAAUAAGCAGAAAUCUGUUUCCGCCAAGGACAGCACAAAGGUCAUCAUCACUACAACCACUGCAAUCACUCCCAACAGCUCUGAAAAAACAGCAGAUGAAGUAAUGCCGGCAUCCAACAGUGUAACUGUGAAUAAUCUACCGUUGCCUACAAGUGUAAUCCCUGAACGGUCUAAACUGCCACCAGCUGUAGAAACAACUGGAAAUGUGAAUGAAAUUGCAACAAAACUUGAGAUAUCAACAGCAACAGCGAGUGUUGAUGGAGCUGCAUCUAUUGCAUCGACUUCAACUGAGUCAGAAGAGGAAAAAGCAAAAAAGCUUCUGUACUGUUCACUAUGCAAAGUAGCUGUGAAUUCACUGUCACAGCUGGAAGCACACAAUACAGGCUCCAAGCACAGAACAAUGGUUGAAGCACGUAUUGGAGCCGGUCCCAUUAAAUCUUAUCCCAGACCGGGAUCAAAAGCUAAACUUCCAAAUGGCACAAAGGGUUCUGGACUGCAGAACAAGACAUUUCAUUGUGAAGUGUGUGAUGUUCAUGUCAACUCAGAAAUUCAGCUUAAACAGCAUAUUUCCAGCAGGAGGCACAAGGACAGAGUAGCGGGGAAACCAUUGAAACCCAAAUAUAGUCCCUACAACAAACUCCAACGCAAUCCAACAAUUUUGGCAGCAAAAUUAGCAUUUCGAAAGGAUUUACUGAAACCCUUGCCUCCCGGAUUUCUCACGAAUCCCUUCGUGGCCGCAGCAGCUCUGACCUCUCCACUUGCUCUCCACCCACGCCCUGCUACCUCACUGUUUCAGGCCACGGCAUUGCAACCUGCCCUCCUGAGGCCAGCACCUGGACCCAUGCGCCCAUCACCCAGCUCCAUUCUCUUUGCGCCUUAUUGACUCUGAGGUUAUAGUGGGACAAGACCAGGCCAGUCGAGAUGGUGGAACGGGCAUAGCUUUUGGUUAUCUUCCUUGUGUUUUGUCCAUGCUGUGAAGUUUGCUGACCUAUAUGACCAUCACAGGAUCGAUCUUCCAUGGAGAGUUAUGAUCAAAGUGCUGGAAUUAUGAGAUUUUUUUUAACUGAUUUACCAAAACCCCCAUCCGGUUACAAUUUACAAGGGAACCUUUGUGGGGAAUGUUACCCUCAAACGCUCUUACUUGUUUUUAAAGUGGAGUUGAGUCUGUCCACGGAUGGAAUUCAUCUACAGACCAAGAGCAACUAUAAAUUGAUUCCUGCUGCAGCAGACUUCAAAUCGAGGGUCUUCCUGACAAAGAGAUGUGGAAAGGAGCCACUUUUUUUUGUUGACGUAAAACGAACAUCUUCUGGUGCAUAAACGUAACGCAGUGUGUGGUAACUUGUGAACAACGAAUCUGUAGUUUUAACACAAUGUCGUGUUGUUGUCAGGGAUUGUGAAAUGCUGUUAACAGACCUGAAUCUGAUACUGUUGUAAUAACUCGUGUAAGUAAUAGAACUGUUUCAGGUCUAAUUUAAAACAUGAAUGGUAAUUUAUGUUUAGUUGCGGUGUAGUUGCUUGCCAUCGUCCCCUUAAGAGCAUUUUGUGAACCUUACUUUUGCUUUUUUUUUUGUUCACUUGUUUUUUUUUAGUUUUGCCGGUGUUUAACACUCUCGCAAAUUCAUAACGUGUGUACGGUUCUUGCUCAUGAGAUAUAGUGGCGAUUAAUAUAUUUUCACAUUUGCUUUUCUGUGCUCAAUUUUUUUAAAACUUGUUUGGUAGCAUUUUUGCCAGUUUUUUUUUUUGCUGCUAAAUAAUGUGAACGAUGCGUUUUGAAGUAUCAGCUCAGUGUAUUGCACAAUCUACGAUAAUUCUCUUGCAUUACCUUCAGCGAGAAAUAUUUGGGUCCUUGUUUUUCACAGUCUUUGAAAAUCUCUUCUGCAGACUUGCAGACUUCUUCCAUUGUCAUGUUUAGCUGUAAUGGUGUUGCAUUAAUUUGUAGCACCGCGAUGCAAUAAUGUACAGAAAAUAAAUAAUUUUAGAAGAAUAAUUUUAGGCUUUAUCGAAAGUGUUGCAAUACCAUCUGCCUUGGGGAAUGAGGCUACCGAGAUAUGCAGUGCAUAAAACAAACCAUGUUGGUGUUUGUAUCUUUCAGUACUUGAAAGGAGAUACGCACAAGAGAAAUUCUGAGGAGUAUCAAUCAACUGUUAGUGGCUUCCAUCAAGUACUCCUUGUGAAAAGCUUAAUAUGUGUGGAAAUAAACCUGUCUGUGUACCAUUUCAGAAAUGAUUAAUUUUUUCAAUAAAUGACUAAGUCUAUUAUAUGGAUAA